GUGGCAGUCGAUAUGGAAUUUGCCAAAAACAUGUAUGAGUUGCACAAGAAGGUGUCUCCUAGCGAGAUCAUCUUGGGCUGGUAUGCAACAGGCCAUGACAUCACAGAACACUCUGUCCUGAUCCAUGAAUAUUACAGCCGCGAAGCACACAAUCCAAUCCAUCUCACUGUGGACACGAGUCUCCAGAAUUCACGCAUGAGCAUUAAAGCCUAUGUCAGUGCCCCAAUGGGAGUCCCUGGUAAAACUAUGGGCGUGAUGUUCACACCUCUGACAGUGAAGUAUGUUUAUUAUGACACAGAGCGGAUAGGAGUGGAUCUUAUCAUGAAGACUUGUUUUAGCCCUAACCGAGUGAUUGGCUUGUCAAGUGACUUACAGCAGGUAGGGUCAGCAUCAGCCAGGAUUCAGGACACCCUCACCAUGGUGCUGCAGUAUGCAGAGGAUGUGUUGUCUGGCAAAGUGGCUGCUGACAACACUGUUGGUCGUUUCCUGAUGGAUCUCAUUAACCAGGUGCCAAAGAUUUCACCAGAGGACUUUGAGACAAUGUUGAACAGCAAUAUUAAUGACUUGCUGAUGGUAACCUACUUGGCAAACCUCACACAGUCACAGAUUGCUCUCAAUGAAAAACUUCUGAGUUUAUAAAGAAAAUUGUGCCACCCUACGCUUCAAAAAGCCGUAAGAAUGGGCAGAUACACUUUUCUAUGUUGUUACAAGAUUUCCCCAGAUAUUAAUUUAAUUACAUAGAUGACUUGGUUUACAUCUUUGUUUCCGUUGCCCUGAAAAAUCCUUACCAUGGUUUAGGAAACUCAUGGGAAUGGCUGCAAUUUAGAUGAGCCUGGUAUUUUUAAAUUGAUUACGUGAAUCUUUUGUCUCCUGAGUUUAUGUACUUGUGUAACAAAAUACAGCUUUAUUGUAAGAAUGUAUUUGAAAUAAAAAUUCCAUUGCAAUGGCAAGAU
Molecule: messenger RNA, 953 nt
Organism: Nestor notabilis (Kea)
Lineage: Eukaryota; Metazoa; Chordata; Aves; Psittaciformes; Psittacidae
Gene: EIF3F
Product: eukaryotic translation initiation factor 3, subunit F
Exons: 6
Biological process (GO): translational initiation
Cellular component (GO): eukaryotic translation initiation factor 3 complex, eIF3m
Molecular function (GO): translation initiation factor binding; translation initiation factor activity; metallopeptidase activity
Source: RefSeq, a predicted model, not a curated record